CUUUAUGCCGCUGCCACCUUGGCCUUGGUGUUUAGUUAUCAGAUUGUUUUAUUCAGCGUCUCAAACACCACACAUUUUCGCAUCGAUAAAUUUCUUGAACACGGGUGGAUUCAAGCAAACAUUCGUGCGAUUUCAUUCCCAGUUUGGAGCCAAUCGGAUUUGCCGGAGUGCCAACUCCAAACGACACAAAAAGUCGACCUUGUCUGCUUUGUUUUUUUGCAGAAAACGAAUCCAAAAUAAACCAUGAGCGACUUCGACGACAUUCCCGACUUGGUCCCAGCCAGCGCACCAGAAUUGACUGAACCCGCGUCAGCCGCCCAGCCUUCACAAGAGCAUGAGAAAGAUCAGCGCAAGAUUCCUGUCACCAUCGUCACAGGUUUCCUGGGCAGCGGCAAGACGACAUUGUUGAACUAUAUCAUGACGGAACAGCACGACAAAAAGAUUGCCAUUAUUUUGAACGAAUUCGGUGAAAGCAGCGACAUUGAAAAGUCAUUAUCUGUCAAUAAAGACGGGGACCUCUUUGAAGAAUGGUUGGAACUCCGUAAUGGUUGCCUUUGUUGCUCAGUCAAGGAUAAUGGUGUACUGGCGAUCGAGAAAUUAAUGGAGAAAAAGGGAAAAUUCGACUAUAUCCUGCUGGAAACCAGUGGUUUAGCCGAUCCUGGUCCAAUUGCCUCCAUGUUCUGGUUAGACGAUGGUCUUGGCAGCGAUAUUUAUCUGGACGGAAUUGUUACCCUGGUCGAUGCAAAGCAUAUCCGCGAGUAUUUGAGAGAGAAGAAGGAAGAUGUAUAUAUCAAUGAAGCUCUCAAACAAAUCGCCAUUGCCGAUCGUAUCGUGAUCAAUAAGAAGGAUUUGCUUUCGGAGGAAGAGAUUGAGCGUGUCGAACAAGAUAUUCGAGCUGUCAAUCCUGUAGCCGACACUUUACGCACGGAAAAAUCACACGUACCAUUGAGCUUCGUACUCGAUAUUCACGCCUAUGAUACACACAAUGUUGAUGGUUUGGCUGCUCAGACAGAAAAACUGAACCAACACAGCCAGACGCACACACAUAAACUCGGUCAUGAUGUUCAAACGGUGUGCAUCCAAUUUCCGCAGCAGUUGGAUACUCUCCAAGGUUUGGAAACGUGGAUUCAAAUGCUAUUGUGGGAAAAGACCGUCCCCACUUUAGAAGGAGAGCCUCCUCUUACAGAUACGCCCGUGGUCGUACUCCGUCUCAAGGGAAUCAUUGGUCUUCCCAAAGAUAAAUUAUCUGCCAAUGAUCGCGACAAUGCUCGUAAACGUAUGGUGAUUCAAGGCGUUCAAGAACUGUAUGAUAUCCAGGAAGGAUUUGUUCAAGAAGGCUCCGAUGAAGAUUGUCACAAAAAUAAGCUUGUUUUAAUCGGCAAGAAUCUCGAUACAGAGGCCUUGAUCCAGUCCUUCUCUGCAUGGAUGCAUAUGGACCGCUCCCUCUUCAGCAUCGCGUAACACCGACAUUGACUCAAGAAUAAUCUUAUUGUUUUAUUGUAUACAGAAACCCCAUGUUGAGCAAUAGAUCAAUUAACCUUUUUUUUUUGCUGUAACUUUUUGUCUUGGACCGAAUAUCUUCUGUUCAUAUACGUAAAAAAUCACACAUUUGUUUUCUCAUCAGCGUACGCUGGGAUAAAAAUAAGAUUUAAAAAUGGCUUGGAUAAAAAAAAAAAUUACAAGA
Radiomyces spectabilis is the source of this 1684-nucleotide messenger RNA. RefSeq names its product CobW/HypB/UreG, nucleotide-binding domain-containing protein. Bases 244 to 1461 code for a protein of 405 amino acids. NCBI's taxonomy places the organism in Eukaryota, Fungi, Mucoromycota, Mucoromycetes, Mucorales, Radiomycetaceae. The record is from RefSeq and is a predicted model, not a curated record. Gene Ontology annotation, cellular component: cytoplasm. The transcript has 10 exons.